UACACCCCACGAAGCAGCUGGCGGCAAGGCCCACGCAUGCAAAUGCAACACAGCCCACAAAAAACGCCGACGGCGACGACCGACGGCGACCUCGACACUUGGCCCGACGCUAUAUAUUUCGGUUUCCUCUCAUUUUUCCUUUAAUAUUGUAGUAAGAAUAUAAUAAUAAGGUAUUGUUUGGGUCUCAAAGAAAGUGAAAAACUUCUUCAACUCUCUCUUUUGCAAUGCAAGCAUCUCUCGAGGUCCAUGCCUGGCCUCUUUCUCAUGCGGCCCUCUUUUGUUUUGUUUUGUUUGCUUUCUUCCCGUUUCCCUGUCACCUUUCCUUUACCAUUUUUGUAUCUAUAUACAUAGAUGAGACUUAUGGGUGUUUAUAUACGUGUACAUUUUCUCCUUUUCCUUUCCUAGAGAGAGAAGGAGAGAGUGACUUGUUGAUGUUACAAGGUGGUAUAUAAGGAGGAAAACAAAACAAGAAAAUGUGAAUGUGUCCACUCUCUCAUCAUGGGAUGUGUGUGUGUAAAGAGAAAGACAACACAUUCUAGAGAGAGAGAGAGAGAGAUGGAGAGAGGUGUGGGGCAAGGUCACUUGUAUGCAUCAAAGUAAUGGACAAUGGUAGUACCAAAAAGGAAGAGUGGAAUAGGAUAGAAUAUGUAUAUCAAUAUAUGAGAGAGAGAGGGGGCCAUAGUCAUAGACAAAUCAUGAUGAUGAUGGGGAACCCUAGAUAAUGAAACUUUCUUGCCUUGUGAAAGAGGGCACUCCCUCUCCUUCCUUUGCCUUUGUACUAUUCCUCACUCUUUUCCCCAUCACCUCUCUCUUUCUCACUCACUAUUUGGUUUCCCCUUUCCCUUUCUAAGUUCAUCUCCCCCUACCCUUUUGCUUUACCUUGUUUUCUAAUGUACUUAAUGAUCACUAGGGCUCUUUAGUUGUUGUUCCCUAAUCCCUAAGUUUAAGUGGGAAGAAAGUAGUUUUCUAUCUAAAUUAAUAGCAAUAUUUGAAAUCAUAUUUGGAACGAAUCCUGAAAAUGAUCAGUAGCAAACCAUUCACGCUCAUUUCUCUCUAUAUAUUUCGAAAUAACCCUGAAAAUGUUUAGAAAACCAUCCUUUCAGUUUGGUUCCUCUUUUCACAAACCCUUUCACUCAUAUGUCGAUCAUAUUUCGCCAUAUUCAUGGUUAGCCAAUUAACUUCCCGAAACGACGAGUGAGAAAAAAAAGUUCAUGUUACUCCUGCCCCUCUACCCUUACAACUUUGGCCCUAGUACUUUGAUAUGGUCCCGUUUACCCUAUCACAAGCCAGCCAUCCAAUGGGGCAAACCAGUCAGGAGGCCAUAAUUAGGUCAACUGUAAAGUCAGAAAACAACCCUUUUCUUAACCCUCAAGCAUGUAAUAUUAUUGCAUGUACCUAAACUCCCAAGGCAAGCACGACCCUCAAUGGUGUACGUUGGGAGAAAUAAAUAUUUAGUACUACACAUCAUUUUCACUCUCCAAACUUCAAAGCUCCCCAUUCAUUCAUUCAUUCAUUCGAUGCCACCACCAACAGUAAUAAUAAUAGUAGUAAAUGGAAGUAUUCACCCAUUCCAAUAGCAGUCUUUAAUGGGACAGUAACAAGAGAGAAUCGAGCUAUAGCUAUUGAUAAGUGUAACUCUAUUUUGAGGGGGUGUGCAGAAGAAACAGGUAAAAGGGCUCCAUUAAUAUUGUAUAGUUUUCCCCUCUAGCUCCCAUCUUGGAUUCAGAGAAAUGGUGUGCUUAUUUAAUGGUGAUUUUGUUUCUAGGUUGAAGAAGAAGUGGUAAUUUAAUGGCAUUGGAUGGUGCAGGCUGGUCAGGCAGAGAGAGGGAAAGAGGGAACCGUUCCUCUUACUCUGCACAAAAUUCUCAUAAUGUGGGAAGGGAAGUGGUGGUUGUGUGAGAUAACAAUAACAAUGGGAAAGGGUUUGAUGCCUAAUGGCAUUUCAAGCUAUUCUAUUAUGCAUUGUCCACAUGUUCUUUAUCAUAUUAAGAUGUGAAAGACAUCGAUUUUUCGUAUUCGGUAUUUAUGUGCGUGCAAGACUCAUGAUUUUGUGAAGAUUUCCCGAUCAUGGAAUUCGUUUUUGUUGAUUAACUAGUGAGGGUUUUGCUGAAUAAGUUGUCUGGGUGAGUCUAUUGGGUAUUAUGAUUAGAAGGAAGAAAGAUGGAAAAUCAUGAUUGAUACAAGAAAUUAAGCAUCUUAACUGUCAAGCACCGCGUUUCAUUAUUUUAGAAGAUAUUUAAUGGAUAUAUAAUAUGUUUACUGUUUGUUACCAUUCAUAUAAUGUGAAGAUUUAUUUUUUUAAAUAACUAAGUAUAUAUUUAUAUAUGUGUGUGUUUUUUUUGAAAGUGAAAGGUCAUGAACCCUAAUAAAGGAAAUAUGCAUUCCCAUGUGAAUAUUAAAUAAAAAUCUAUUUACUUUGCUUCUAGGAAAGGGUGGCAAACUGGCAAUGGAAUGGUUACACGAUGUGUGGGUCUAUAUUGGAAUCCCACAACCUCCCAAAAGAUGAAUAAGGAACCCCAAAAAGGCCACAAGGCCAACCAUUAUUUUCAGCUAGAAAUCAUAUCUAUCUAGCUACCUCUCUUUCUCUCUUACACACACAAUGAGUAAGUUGCUUGAAAAUGUAUAUUUAUUCCUCUUUUCAGUUUUCACUACUCUCUUUUGCUUUUGUGGGAGUUUUCAAGAACCUGCCAAAAUGCCAUGAGCCAACCUAGCUAUCAACUUUUUUCACUUGGAUAGAUUUGGUUAUGUGUGUUUAUGGGGGAGUGGAGUAAGGCUAAAGAUAAAAAGAGAAAUAAAAUAAUAUGUCCCAUAAAUAAUUAUUCCCAAUCUAUGCAAAUCUUGAAUCCAUGAAAACUCCUCCCCAUCUUUCUCCCCACUAUGUUUAUCAAACAAUUGUAGCAUUGAAAAGAGAGGACCAACCAUUCAUAAAAAAGUGUGUAGCAAGAAAAAAAAAUAGAGGACCAACUCAUGUUUAGGGAACUAUUCUUCUUUUCUUUUGUGUCUAUUUGGGUCAAUUACCAUAUACACUAACAAAUCAGACACUAAUUUUAACGAAGUUAUUAAAAUCCAGAAUAAUCAAAAUGUCACGAAUAUUCAACCACUUUAUUCAUCAUCAUCAAGUUUAUUGUAUGAUUAGUGUGUUAUCUCACCCAUGUUAAUCACAAAAGGCCGCAUAGACCCCUAACCCGCUAGCUAUAUGACAGAGCGAGGUUUUCCCUGGAUUAGGUAAGAGGUAAAUGAAUCAUUAAUUACAGUUGAUCAAUCAACAAUCUACGUAAUCAUUUAAUUAUUAAUUCGGACGAGUUGGUAUUACUAAUAAACUUGGAGUAAAAACCAAACCGCAAUGGACAAAUUGAUUAUAUAUUAGCUAGGUCAUCCACAACUUCCAUGACCUUACAUAUUGGAAAGAAAAAGGUUGGUGGCUGAUUUGUUAUUAGCAUAAAGUUUAUUGACCCAUUUCUCUUCCCUAGGUUUAGCAUAAAAAUGAAGUGCUUGCUAUACAUUGGUUGUGUGCAAAGUGUAACCAUCAACCUUUCCUCCCACUUCCUCAAUAAUAUAUGAGAUAUGCCAUGUGCUAUGAGCAUCAAAGGCCCUUCCUUCUCUCACUCUAUCAUCCUCCAUUAUAAUGGAGGAAUUCUUGGACAUUGUGGUGGCAAACCCAACUCCCUCCAUCUUUGGUAAAAAUCAUUAUGCUUUUCCUACUUUUUGGGGCAUUUCCUCCCACUUUCUUUCCCCCUCUCUAGUCUCACAAAGUGCUUCAUUAGUUCUUUCUUGUGCAUAUUAGCCAUUAGGGCACUACUUGAAAAAAGCCAACCACUUUGGAAAAUCAUUUCAUCAUCCAGAGUUAGCUACAAGCCUAUGUCUAUAUCUUUAUAGCUCCUUUUUUGGUGUGUUUGUGUGUUGGAUUGUAAGUAAGUGGGCAAGCAGCAAAACAUGAUCUCCAUUAUAUAAUUAUUGCUAUCAAAGCAAAAUGGAUCUUCCAUGUGGAUGGAUAAAAUGAAUUGGUGGCGAGAUUGGACUAUGUAUGGCUCAAGCAAUUACAAUAAGAUAAAAAUACAAAAUAUGAGUGAAACCAAUGAUGGGUUUCAAGGAAAUGUUAUAAAGUUUGAUCGAUUAAUAAUGACUAUAAGUUUGAUAACACAUUGACAACAAAACAUACUAAUUCGAUCAAAAUAUAUUCUUUUUUAUGAUGAUAAUAUCCUUUUAUUAAUUAAGAGACAAAGAAAGGUCCAACAAACAACCACUCACAUAACCAUAUUCAGUUGGCUACCUACUAAUUUAUACAAGCAGGAGUCAUGAACGAUAAGGGAAAAUGGGGAAAUGGAAAAAUAUACAGAAAUCAAUAGCGGAGGUGUGGAUAUUCAGACACCCACUACGAAAACCAAUUGUCUAUUGGGCGAUGCAACACGGUUCUUCAAUAUCUCAGAUCUUCUUCUUUGUAAACAACCACACUAGCCAUUCGCCAAGCUAGUGUGCAACUACGAUCCAUCCACCUACUCUCAAGCUUCUAUGGAGACUUUAGCCACAAUUGUGUCGUUACUCUGUCUACUUUGCCAACCGUGAUAAGCCACUCAUAUUGUUCGAUUUUUAUCUGUUGUACCAACCGUUUUUUUCUUCUUAACAACGAGGCAGACAUAUAUAUCAAUCUUUAUGCCCACAUAUGAAACAAUAUAUCACACUAAUGUUUCAAAUCUCCUACUUUCUUUUGCCCACCUCCCAUCUUUUCUUCCUCUACUUUCUGAAGGUUUCACAUUCUCAACAGUGAAAAUGACAUGAGAGCAUGGAUUUAUUUGGAGGUGACACAACACAAGAAUCAAAGGGCUAACACAUUGGACCAAUUCCAUUGAGGAAAAGAUAUGGUAAAAUAUAUCCAUCAGCAAAUUGUGUGGAGUACUUAUCAUUGUGGCAUCAAUCAAAAAGCACCCCUCAAAGGAAAAGAAAACAAAGUCCAUUGCUUGAAGAUUUUUCAGGGCCUACCCAUUAAAAGUUGUCCCCUAUAAUUGGAUCCCAUUUGGAUUUAAUUGAUCAUCAUGGUCCUAAAAUUUGGCCACCACUAGCUACUUGCAACGGUUGAAACUUUAGUAGCGAGCUACGCAUGAUGCAAUUUCCAUAGGUAGUAAUAUUCUGUUCUUAUUCGUUUAGUGCACAACCUAAGGUCCCUAAUGGACCGACCUGACCUAGUAGUCUCUUUGAAUUUUCUUAUAUUCUCAACACCAAGGAUUGAAAAACCGUACUGUACCGAUAGUUCGACCAGAAAAAUCUCAUAUCAGAACUUAAACCGGUAUGUGAUAUUUAGCGAUAUGAAACGAUUGAACUACAGUUAGACCACAGUUUUAACUUAUGAUACCAUGCCACUGAAUUUUUCGAUACAACCUCCAGUACGAUUUUAGAAUCCUUGGUCAACACUUCCCACGUAAAGAACUUUAGGGGGUCGUUUGGAUUAGAGAUUUGGAUGAGUGAUUUCAGAAGGAUUUAAACAUAAUCUCUAAUUCUUCAGGAUUUUAAUACAAUUAUGAGUUUGGGAAAGAUGAGGGAUUUUACAAUUAGGAAUUUUAAAAACUCUCAAUCGUGGGUUUUAGAAAUAGCUGAUCACCAUCAGCUAUUUCUAAAUCUCUCGUUCUUCUUUUAUUUAUUCCAAAACCUACCCUCCAUUCGACUCUUCUUCCUUCUUCUCUGGCCGACCUUAUUACUCCAAUCACUCCACCCUCAACCGCCGACGCAUAGCAUCCUGAGCAGCAUCCAGAUUUCCCCAACCACCACCACAUCUAUCAACCUUCUCCGUUGUCCUAUGCCAUUGACCCCCAGUCACCGCCACUACGGCCGUGAUCGAAGAGCUCCAAAAGACGACAAGCAGGCUUCAGCUCCGCUUGUCGAUUUGUUGAUCGAUGGUCCCGCCGUAAACAUCCCCACGUCGGUGCUGAUUUGUUGUUUGAAUGUGCCUGGUUAAGAGUCGAGAAGAAGUGAGGGAAUCUGAGGGGUCAGAUGGAAUAUCAGGGAAGGGGGUCAGAUGGAUAGAGAAGGGGGAAUCACCCAAUCUGGGUUUCAAUCGAUAGACUAGCGAACUCGAGUCAUCUGAAGUGGAAUACAAAAGCGGUAACCAGCUAGGGUCGUUUGGGAUUGGAAGGGAGUGAGAUGUAUAUUCAAUUUUGGAUUGGGGUUCUUAUUGUUUCUGAUUCUGAGUUUGUUAUCUUCUUCUUUUAUCUGCAAACAAUAAUGGGAUUAUGGGUUUGUGAUGGAAGCAGGUAAGAAGAGCAGUAUGAUUAAUUGGUGUAGAAGCAGGGGAAGAACAAUUGAUUGUUAGUUUGAUUACAAACGAAGAACACGAGGGAAGAUGACAAAGGAUAUUCUUGUAAUUUGAGUUUUAAGGUUAAAAUUCUGUGUUUUAUCCAAACGAGUUAUUUCUAUCAAAUCCUGUAUACAAAUUCCCUGGUAUUUUAAACGAGAGAUUUUAAUCAAAAUCCCUCGUUAUUAAAAUCUCUCAUCCAAACGACCCCUAGAACUUUUCCCCCAAGUUAGUUAUACUUUACUUAAAUGUUCUCUACUAAGUUGAUCUACCUAAUCAAUGGAAUAUAUAGGUGGGAGAGGUCCAAUAUCAAACAUUAAAAACUUGAGCCAAUGUCAUAUUCGUACUAUUCAUCCAAAUUGUCCAUGUAUAACAACGUGUCAAUUCUCCAAAACUAUUGAUGAAAGAGGCAAAGAAAAAUCAUACUUAUAAGUUUAAAAUGUCUUACAUAGCAAUCACUUCUUAAAAGUUUUCAUCUAAAUUGUUUCACGUACAUUGAUCUGUCAAUUCACCACAAUUUUUAUGAAACACACAACAGAAAAUCCUCUUACGCUAUGGAUAGGGGCGUCGGAGAUCACGAACAGAGUUAGUUAUGAUCUAGCUAGGACCAAUUUGUUGCAUCACUUGCCCUUGGGUAAGUGUCAUGGCUUGAGGUUUCCAUCAACGGUUUUUGUAAAUCGUCACUUGGGUAAUUAAAAAAUGAUCGAUUUGUCACUUGCCCCAAAAUUCAGUCACCAUUUUUGUAAAUCGCCCUUGGGUUUGGGUAAGUGUCAUCACUUGAGGUUUCCAUCAACGGUUGGCUCCAUUUUGGAUGGCUGACGAUGGUUUUACUUUGGAAAUUACGUGUUCAAUAGCCCUUUUCUUCUUUUCCCAUCACCCAUUAGGCGACUUUUCUUCUUUUCCCCAUCACCAUUAGGGUUGGUUUGGCUACUUUCCUUUUAAUUAUACGGAUUCUACUUCUACUAGCUAUCUAGCUCAGGCUUAUAUUGGAAGAUGCCAUAUGCCAACAAUGUUUGAAUGGAUUAAGACAUUGGUGUGGUGUGGGUUAGAAAAUCACUCGAAUGCUCGGAUGUCACUUUCAGAGGUUGUCUUUGCUUUGCUGAGGGAACACAUUGCUUGGGAUGUUUGAAAUUCCAACCAAAGUUUAAGAAAAACCAAACACACUUUGAGACAUCAUCAAUCAGGCAACUAUAUUGGAUGACUUGUGAAUUGUGACGAUAACAUCCAAAACCCACCCAAAAGAACAAAACUUUCUACCUUCA
Messenger RNA from Linum trigynum, 7545 nucleotides. NCBI's taxonomy places the organism in Eukaryota, Viridiplantae, Streptophyta, Magnoliopsida, Malpighiales, Linaceae. The record is from the annotation of a GenBank genome assembly.